CGCGCAUAGUUACCUCCAAGGGAGAUAACCACACCUUCACCGCUUCCUGCACGAAAGAAUGGAGACUAUAUCCAACCUGGUGAGGGUCACGCUGCCAAACUAUUUACAAAGUCUGCCCAUUCCCAGGUCUUUGGGAGGAUUUGCCAGCUUAAGUGGUAAUGACUGGUUGGCUUUAGUUCCAUUUGUGGGAACAGUAUCUAUUCUGGUGUAUGUUACAACAAAGGCUUUCCUUCCACAACGAAAGCCAGAGGAUAUUGCAAUCAACAUGAAAAUCCAGAAGGAAAGUCCAAAGGUGGUGAAUGUGGUGGACAUAGAAGAUCUGGGAGAAAAGAUAAGCUACUGUCGUUGCUGGAGGUCCAAAAAGUUUCCUCUCUGUGAUGGAGCUCAUGGUAAGCACAAUGAGGAAACAGGUGACAAUGUUGGACCUUUGGUACUCCGUCGUAAAGUGGAUGCCACAGCAAAGUAACAUCUACUGCAUUCUUAAAGUUUUUAAGGGAUUUUACUCCCUAUUUAUGCAGUGAUAAUAACUUUCUGUAAGAAUUGCUUUGUGUCACUGCCGCUUCUGUUUAGACAUGUUUCCUUAAAUGGCAUGUAUUUUAAUGUUUUCUUUUUAAUAGAGUAGGACACACUUUAGAAACACCACAUUACUUGAAUUUUGUGACAAGAAUCUUUUGCUGGUGCAGACAUGCCACUAAAAGAGAAUUUUUCACUGUUGAAUAGCUGUAAAAAUCUUGUGAAUUUCUGGCAUCUGUAUGUCAUCAUGUUGUUUCUCAUUCCCACCUAGUUUAUAAAUGCCUUUCUCAGAUACCUAUUGAUAGUUGAAUAUGAAUAUUUUGUAUCAGAGAUUAUCAGUAACAUCAAAAUCUGUUUUUUGUAUGUUGUGAUUAAGCAUGUGAGGUAACUCAAUUAAAAUAAAUCUUCCUAAGGGAAGUCAGUAUAUUUUUUUUGUUUCGUUUUCCCUUUCUGGCAUUUCAUUUUUGCGAAUGAAGUGGAUGAUUUUCAUUGGAAAAAUCAGAGAAUAUAAUUUCCAUUGUUAUUUAGUGUGUUUACAAAGAUUUGUGAGUAAUGACUGUUAAACAGCCUGUGUUAAGCCUUGCACAACAUAACCAAAGUUAAAAAAAAAAAUGUUGAAAUCAAUUUUUUUAAUUGAAUACAUGUGGCCUGUAAAUGUUUAGACCUUUAUAUCUGAAGAUAUCUCAGGUAGCAAUAAAUAAUACUUUGUAGAACAAGAUCAAUUCUUGUGAUAUUGUGUUAAUUAUAUUGUGACGAAGUAAACGAGAUACAAAGGAGUGUGUACAACUUUCUGUGCUAUAUAUUAUGCUAUAACCAUUGAUAGAUAGUAAUAAUGUGUGACUGUACAUUCGAAGACUACAUUUUUUUUUUUUUUAAUAUGUAUGGCUUUACUUCAGGUCUUUGAAAGAGAGCACUUUGAAAUUAAGCAGGGUAUUAUCAGGGGAGACUAACAGACCGCUUGCUCAAACCAUUGCUUAUCUCUCCUGAGACAUUUGCCACCGCCCCAUGGCCGCCACCUGAUAAACUUUACUGCAUACAAAUUUAGCUGCAGUGUAAAUUAGUUGAAUGCAAAUGUAUAAUUUUCCUCAAAUGGCCAAUUUUGAGAAAGUUAACAAGACAAGGAAUGAUAAAACAGGACUACUUUAAAUAAUCAUGCAAUUUCACUUCAUCAAAUGAUGAUUUUCUGCUAUACAGAAUAUAGAUUGGUUUACUUGUUAUAUUUACAUAGGAUUAGUAUAAAUGAUCAUGCUGCUACAUAUUCUUUUCUUUGGUGUGCAUAUUUUUGCCAUAAAGUGCAUCUGGAGAGUUUUGUUGCCAUGUAUAAUACAAAUAAGUACAUUUAUGCAGAAGCAGAGAAAUAAAAAUAUAUAAUUUGUUCA
Pomacea canaliculata is the source of this 1892-nucleotide messenger RNA. Its product is annotated as CDGSH iron-sulfur domain-containing protein 2 homolog B-like. Gene Ontology annotation, biological process: regulation of autophagy. Gene Ontology annotation, cellular component: mitochondrial outer membrane; intracellular membrane-bounded organelle. NCBI's taxonomy places the organism in Eukaryota, Metazoa, Mollusca, Gastropoda, Architaenioglossa, Ampullariidae. The transcript is spliced from 3 exons. Bases 59 to 466 code for a protein of 135 amino acids. The record is from RefSeq and is a predicted model, not a curated record. Gene Ontology annotation, molecular function: 2 iron, 2 sulfur cluster binding.